Anopheles funestus (African malaria mosquito) is the source of this 1156-nucleotide messenger RNA. RefSeq lists its product as uncharacterized. Lineage: Eukaryota; Metazoa; Arthropoda; Insecta; Diptera; Culicidae. The transcript has 6 exons. Bases 357 to 746 code for a protein of 129 amino acids. The record is from RefSeq and is a predicted model, not a curated record.
UUACCUCACACCAAGCAGGGAAGAAGUGUUGCAGCUGUGUGUGUGUCUCUUCGCGUAAAGGGUGGAUUGUGUGUUCCGGGAACCACACAAGCUGCAAGCUGAGGGCUACGUGAGCUAAGCGCAAAUUUUGCUUCUUAUUUUUCGCAAUUUCUAAUCUGCAAACAACAAACCCGCUGGGUGGUAAUGGGGUGCCAGUCUGAUGUGUGUGUCAUGCAAUGCCACUUUUUGCAGCAUUCGAUACCGUAUCACACACCGGUUUGGUAGCGAUUUCGCGAACACUGUCCGUGCCGUACCAUUAUCUGCAUAACCGUUUUACGUGAUUACCUGGUCCAUUAAUUCCCUGCAAAAAUUGCAAAAUGUCUUUCCGUGCUUUAACUUCACCGGUAGUACGUCGCUUCCUCGGAGCAAAUAAUCGUAAGGUUGUGUCACAACGGUUCGCCUCAACACGCGAUAGCUACUCGGAUCUGCGCGGAUUUACAAUGACCGAUGUGAAGAAGAAUCCUGCUGUUGUGCCGUUGGUGGUCAUCAUGGCAACGGCUGUUAUUGGAUGUUCGGGCUUCAUAAUUUACGCUAGCCUCACCCGUAUGGAUGUGAGCUUAAAUAAAAAAAUAUUCCCGCAUGAUACUAUGGACGUUAUGAAUCCACAGAAAAAGAAGAUUUUUGUGUUCAACCAAAAGUACGACCCCAAUCCGGAACUGAACCAAGCCCUUAGCUACCGCGAGGAGUACGAAAAAUUGGACAAAUAAAUAGAUCUAUAACACGCCCCCAAACCAACCGCUCGGAUCGGACACCAUCGCUAACGACCUCCUUCAUCCCACGGGACGCGAUGAACAGAAGGAAUGUGUACACGCAUAUGAAUAAAUAUAACUAAUCGAUCCGUCGUUACCCAUCGGGGAAUGUUAUUCCACUUGGCACUUCCCUCUGCUGUCGCUGUUGUUUGUCGCUGUUGUUGAGUGUAGCAAAUAUCGUAGAACCACUUGAAAAAGUUUAAUUGUUUCAGCAGUGAUGCAUUUGCAUUUAGAACGUUUUGCAUCGCCGUUUGUGCAUGUGCUUGCGCUCGCACAUUUGCUAGCGUUUAUCAGCAUCGUGCGGUUAAAGAAAAACUCCGUCACAUAAAUACACACAAUAAAUACUAUUCGAUGUUUCAACCCUACCA